AGCAUGCGCACUGCUGAUGUGUUAGUCCGUUCAGACCCGGUCACCCAGCUGUGGUCGGGUCCGGCUAACAUAAUCUCCUUUCCGGAUACCAGAGUCCAGUAAAAUACCUGCUCGUUUAGGAGGUCAGGAGGUGGUUGCCAUGGAACCGGCAUGGCGACAGCAGGGCAGGGGGCGUGGCCGGAACCAGGAGCCUCAGGCUGAAAGGUCACGUCCCCAGCAGAAGGACAAGGAAAGACCGGGCUCUGGUGCAGGACGAGGACAGAGGACAAAGACUGACCCCACUCCAGAACCUCCACAAGGAGAGUCAGUCCAGUCCAAGUUCGAGGAGAUCCGAAAGUCUAAUCAGGCUGCUGCAAGGCGGCUGGUAGAGAGCCACAUCAGCUCCUCUUCUGAUGAAGAUGAUGAGAUCAAUGAUGGGGACGGUCAGGAUGGACAGAGAGGGAAGAUCCUGGCGUCCACCUUCACCACAUACACGGACCAGACAGGUGGAGACGCCACCGGUCUGGUCCGGACCGGUCAGUACGUCAGCGACCUGUUCCAGUCCGGAGCUCUAACCUGUCUGAUCUGCAUCGCUUCGGUCAAGAGGACGCAGCCGGUGUGGAGCUGCUCCGGAUGCUUCUCCCUCUUCCACCUGCCCUGCAUCCAGAAGUGGGCCAGAGACUCGGUCUUCCUCGUCUCCUCCGUCACCGACGAAGACUUCGGGCAGAAGCAGCAUCCCUGGCCCUGUCCAAAGUGCCGUGUAGAAUAUCCACCCGGCUCCACGCCCUACAGGUACAUGUGUUACUGUGGGAAAGUGCAGGAUCCUCCAGCUGAUCCCUGGUUGGUUCCUCAUUCCUGCGGCUCCGUCUGCCAGAAGGAGCUGAAACCCACCUGUGGUCACACCUGUCUGCUGCUCUGUCACCCCGGUCCCUGCCCUCCAUGUCCGAAGAUGGUGUCGGUGGCGUGCAUGUGCGGGAAAGCUAAGCCCCUCCCCCGCCGCUGCAGCAACAAGGCCUGGUCGUGUCAGCAGCAGUGUGGCAAGUUGUUGGCCUGCAAGCAGCACGCCUGUUCGCAGCUGUGCCACACAGAGUGUUCUCCGUGUCCCAGAGUCAGCAUCCAGAGAUGUGUGUGUGGUCGUGAGAAGGCGGAGAGGCCGUGUGCCAGUGCACGCUGGAACUGUCAGCAGGUGUGUGGGUCUCCGCUCUCCUGUGGGAAUCACACCUGCGAAGUCGUGUGUCACGACGGAGCGUGUCCCCCGUGUCCUCGCUCCGUCAGCAGAUCCUGUCCCUGUGGCAAGAACAAGUCGUCUCUGCCCUGCACGGAGGAAGUGCCGCCAUGCGGCGACACGUGCGACCGCCGUCUGUCGUGUUUGAAACACACCUGUUCGAUGAGGUGUCACCGAGGGAGCUGCGAGACCUGCAGACAGGAGGUGGAGAAGGAGUGCAGGUGUGGACGCUACAGGAAGCUGAUGCCCUGCCACAAGGAAUACCUGUGUGACUCCAAGUGUCCCAAAACCAGGAACUGUCAGAGACACCAGUGCAGGAGGAAGUGUUGCCCAGGCAACUGCCCCCCCUGUGACCAGAACUGUGGUCGGACUCUGGGAUGUCGGAACCACAAGUGUCCCUCCGUCUGUCACCAAGGUAGCUGCUAUCCCUGUCCAGAGACGGUGGAGGUCCGCUGCGCCUGCGGAUCGGCCGUUUUGGUUGUCCCAUGUGGUCGAGAGAGAAGCACCAAACCUCCUCGCUGCAGAGAGACCUGCAGGUGUCCUCCUUCCUGCCACCACCCGAGCAGAGAGCCUCACCGCUGCCACCCGGGCCCCUGCCCCCCCUGUAAGCAGCCCUGCCUACUGACGCUGCCCGGCUGCAGCCACACCUGCCCUCAGCCCUGCCACGACCUGGUUCUGGUCAAGUCCCAGCAGGUUCAGUUGGCGGGUCCGUGGGAGCAGCCGUCUGAACCAGCUUUUAUGAAGAAAGCUCUGCCGUGCCCACCAUGCCAAGUACCCAUACCAACGGCCUGUUUUGGAGAACAUGAGGUCAGCCCGGUGCCGUGUCAUCGGCGAGGACGGUUCUCCUGCAAACGGCCGUGUGGACGACCGCUGACCUGCGGGAACCACCGCUGCACCAAGGAGUGCCACCUGGUUGCCAGCGGCAACGAGUGCCAGGUGUGUGAGGAAGGCUGCAGCAAGCCCCGCCCCCCCGGCUGUCCCCACACCUGCCCGCUCCCCUGUCACCCCGGUAACUGCCCGGCCUGCAGCCAGAUGAUUCGCCAGAGAUGUCACUGCAAGAUCAGCAUGCUCUACGUGGAGUGCACGAAGUUGACGUCAGCUGAUGGACAGGUGAAGGUCCAGCUGGGUUCCUGCAACAACCAGUGUCCCAAAGAGCUGAGCUGCGGCCAUCGCUGUAAGCAGGUGUGUCAUCCAGGUGUGUGUGAGGAGAAGUGCUCCCAGAGGGUGAAGCUCCGAUGUCCCUGCAAGAGGAUCAAGAAGGAGUUUUCCUGCUCUCUGUCGGGUCAGGGUGUCGUUCAGUGUGACAGCGUCUGCAGAGACCAGCAGAAGAAAGUCAGCCAGCUGAAGGAGGCGGAGCAGAAAGCAGCUGAGGAGGAGGAGCAGAGGAAGCUUCAGGUCAGUCUGUUUUCUAGGAUCAGGACUAAUGAUGCUGGGAUCCAUUUUCACACCUAAAUGAGUAAAGUAUUCAUAUUUUUCAUGUGGGGCUGGAGAGGAAAAAUGACAGGAAGGGGCAUGAAGCCAUCCAUCCCUGGUAUGAGUCAAGGAACCGCCGCAACGUAAAAUAGACCCGAUAGUCAUCUGCAUAGAAACGUAACACCGUGACAGGGCCAAGAACGGAGCCUUGUGGUACUCCCCCAGUGGUCAAACCAUUAAUCAGGACAUAGAAACUCCUGUCAGAAAGGUCGGACAUGGACCAAUGUAGAGCUGAACCAGUGAUGCCCACCCACAGCCAGGAGAGGACAACGUCCUGGUCCACUCCCACCCGUGGCCAGGAGAGGACAAUGUCCUGGUCCACUUCCCAGAAUCCAUUGCUAGAGAUCUUUCAUUGAAGACCUUUAACAGAGUAGAUACCGUGCUGUGGUACAGUUUAAACCCAGACUGGGACAGUUUUAUGUUCAUUCAGGAAGACCUGCAGCUGGCUGUAGAGAACUGUUACCAGUAAGUUUGUCUACGAGAGUUCAGACUGUGUUGAAGAACAAGAAAUAUUCACUUUCAGGCUCCUUAAAACUGGGCCGGCUCUGGUUCUGACUCAUUUUCUGGAUUGAACAAGUUUCUGUGAAUAAUUGGAGACGUUUCCAGUUUUCAUAGAAGUAAAGAAGUGAGUCUGGAUCUGGACUUUAUCCAUGUUUAUUCUGGUUCUAGGUAUAUUUAUUGAAGUAUCUAUAAUAACUGAAAUGAAGUGACGGGUGAGUCUCAUCAGUUCAUCCACCUGUAGCAGGUAUCAAACUUCCAGCUCAUGCUGCUGUAAUGUCUGUCAAGCCGGCUUCAUGCUGACCCUCACCGCUGGCUUCGUUUCCAGAGACGAGGCUCAGAGCUUCGUCUUUACUCCAUGUGCACCUCCAGAGAGCGGAACUGGUUGAUAUGUACCUCACUGGGACGCGUAUCUGCUGCAGGUACAUGUCGGUCCGGAUGUUAUUAAAGAGGAUUUAGAAGGAAAUCAGAGUUCAGGUUUUCCAGCUCUGAGCUGAAAAUCCCACCGUGCUGUCACAGCUGUACAGAUGUUAAUGCAAGAAUCUGUCUCCAUGGUGACGGUGAUGAUCAGAGCCGCUGUGUGUCUGCCUUCAGGAGGAGCUGGAGGCGUUCGAGAAGAAGCGAGGAGGUCGGAGGAGCAAGAGGAGGAGGAGGGAGGAGGUGGACGAUGAGGAGGGGAGGAUGGGGUGGAGGAGGUGCGCCGCCUUCGUCCUCGUCCCGCUGGGCGGCGCUCUGCUGUCGGCCGCCGCUUACUACCUGCUGAGCACGGCCUGAGCGAUGCUUUUCAUCAGCAGAUCUUCAGUUUUCUCCGCUGCCGUACGAAUCAGGAUCAGCUCUGUAUGUAACGAUGAAAAGCUCCUGAUUUCACCCAGUCAGACGUCUUUGUUUUAUGUUAAAAUCCAGAGUGGCCGAUGCAUCAAGCUCAGUGUUUACUUUGUGCUGAAUUGAUGAAAUAAUUCAGAUUUUUGGAUUAAAAAAAAUCUAAAUUUAAGUUUUUUCUCCAUUUUGAAAAUUAAAAGAAUGAAACCUGUAAAAUGGAUUCUUUGAUGA
This is a messenger RNA of Melanotaenia boesemani (Boeseman's rainbowfish), 4225 nucleotides long. It is a transcript of the gene nfxl1, whose product is annotated as nuclear transcription factor, X-box binding-like 1. Gene Ontology annotation, molecular function: RNA polymerase II transcription regulatory region sequence-specific DNA binding; zinc ion binding; DNA-binding transcription factor activity, RNA polymerase II-specific. The transcript is spliced from 24 exons. Bases 140 to 2656 code for a protein of 838 amino acids. Gene Ontology annotation, cellular component: nucleus. The record is from RefSeq and is a predicted model, not a curated record. Gene Ontology annotation, biological process: regulation of DNA-templated transcription. NCBI's taxonomy places the organism in Eukaryota, Metazoa, Chordata, Actinopteri, Atheriniformes, Melanotaeniidae.